Racocetra persica is the source of this 128-nucleotide messenger RNA. Lineage: Eukaryota; Fungi; Glomeromycota; Glomeromycetes; Diversisporales; Gigasporaceae. The record is from the annotation of a GenBank genome assembly.
ACCAGAUCAAGUCCAUAAACUGUUCUACUGAACCAGUUCUAGUUCAAGGCCGGUUUGUUUCGGCCAAUAGAAAUGUAAAAUUCAGACAUGCUGCUGGCUCUACAAUAUAUAAUGAAAUUGCUUUGUGA